This is a messenger RNA of Marasmius oreades (fairy-ring Marasmius), 740 nucleotides long. RefSeq lists its product as uncharacterized. NCBI's taxonomy places the organism in Eukaryota, Fungi, Basidiomycota, Agaricomycetes, Agaricales, Marasmiaceae. The coding region runs from base 293 to 535 and encodes 80 amino acids. The record is from RefSeq and is a predicted model, not a curated record. Gene Ontology annotation, molecular function: mannosyl-oligosaccharide 1,2-alpha-mannosidase activity; calcium ion binding. Gene Ontology annotation, biological process: carbohydrate metabolic process. Gene Ontology annotation, cellular component: membrane. The transcript is spliced from 4 exons.
UCCGGCUCUGGCGCCCAAACCACGAACGGCAAAUAGUCCAGAAUAGUCCCCGCUUGGAAUCUCGACCAUUACCACUCUGUCUUGACAGCGGACAAGGAAUGCCAUCGUUCCAGCUCAAUCUUUGGAGAAGUAGAGUUUAUCUUUCCAAAUGUUGGCCAUGGUCGUGCAUCGGGAAAGUUGGAAUGUUCAUCCUACUCAGUUAUGUGAGCUACCAGUUUCAUAGCUAAUAGCAUCAUUCUAACUCUCAAAAAAACCUCUUACGGCCAUUUGGCGUCGAUCGAAUCUGCCCUUCAUGGACAUUCCGAGCGACAUCAAACACUUUCCAAGUGCGAACGGCACGAGUGCUCCGAAUCUUCUAGUCACGGAUUUUCCUAAACAACAAGCAGUAGUGGCAGCAUUUAAGCAUGCUUGGGGCGCACACGAGCGGAAAGCCAUGGGUUCAGAUGAAUUCGAGCCUCAUAGCGGCGUAGGUUCUCGGUGGAUGGAGGGAAUGGUUACACAUCCGUCGAUGCUCUGGAUACGAUGUAUCUCAUAGGUUUGAGGGCCGAGUACAGCAGAGCUAGAGAGUAGAUAGAUCCACCGUCGCAGCCACUUCAGCACCUUCGAGGCUGUUAUAAGUAUCUCGUCUCUUUUUCAUCAUAACUGAUUGACAAACAGACCACUAUUCGCGGCCUACUCAGCGCUUACUACCUGACCUCCGACCCACUCUAUCGUUCUAAGGCUAUUGAACUUGCUGAGCG